Molecule: messenger RNA, 2685 nt
Organism: Somion occarium
Lineage: Eukaryota; Fungi; Basidiomycota; Agaricomycetes; Polyporales; Cerrenaceae
Source: the annotation of a GenBank genome assembly
AACCUGGUGUCUGCAACCGUUUUGCAUUUCUCCAUGGCUUCGUUCACUUCUUCUCAAAAUAAUGACCUUGAUGAUGUCCCGCUGCCUGUAGAACUCCAGUCACUGUCUAUCAGACUAGAGGACAGCCCUGAAGCUCUUGCGACUGGAGACAAGGACCUUCAGGUCGCUGCUCUACAAGCAGCCAAAUAUGUAUUCGACUUAGCACUGAAGACGGAAUCUAAGUCCCGAGGGCAACUCGUGGAGUUCCUCACUUCCAUCUCACCGUCAGAAGCACCCAAAACCCGCUCACAAACAGCCACCAAGGGAAAGCGCAAACGUAGUCCCACACCACCACCUCCAGCCCAUUUAGACAUUGUUCCCAAGGAGACACCACUUCCAGAGCUAUGUGUCGACGGAAUGGAUGAAGACCAGCUAUGGACGCAACUUGACUUGCGUGCAAAAGGCAUCUGUGAUUUUCUGGAGUAUACCAUGGAGGCUGCUGGAGAACAGGAGGAGAGCGACGAGGACGAAAAUGAAUUGAAAGCGUUGAAGAAGCGGAAGAUGAUGUCGGAAGAAGGUGAGGAUAUUGAUGACAUGAGUAUGGAUGGGUUAGACGACAUAGAAGACUCGGAAGAGGAGAGUGAGGAGGAGGAUGAAGACAAAAAUGAGCUUUCAGACGAGGAAGACGAAGAAGUGGAGUCAGAAGACGACGGAGACGACGCUCACUUAGGCGAAAGCACGGUCGAGCUUCGAGACCCCUCCGACGAGGAAGACGAGGAAAGUGAUCUAGACCUUGAUCAGCAACCCUCCUUCCUGUCCGGUGGUCAACGAAAAUCGAAAUGGAAGAGGAAGGCUGCCAGUCAUCCCGAGCUCGACGAUGGUUUUUUCGACCUUGCUGCUUUCAAUGCUGAGACUGAGGAGGCAGAAGCUCGAGCAUCGUCCAGGGGGAAGCUCAGUAGGGACGAUGAUUCUGACGAGGAAGAUGAGGAGGACGCGAGUAUCGAUUACUUCGCACAGGUUGACGAUGACGUCGAGGAGGAGGAUGCCGGAAUUUUCUACCAAGACCUCUUCGAACCACCAUCACGUUCUGUUAGCAAACCAAAGCCGAAGCCUAAACCAACAGGUCAGGUCCGCUUCCACGAAGAAGUACUUGUCAGGAAGAUCAAGCCCAAGGGCAAAGGCUUACCCGUGAACACUCAAUUUACAAUCGAAGAAGAGGAUGACGAAGAAGGUGAGGACGGUGAAUGGGAAGAGGACGAUGAGGGUAUGUCCGAUGGCAUCAGUGAAGAGUUGGAAGAAGAGGAGGGGUCUGAGUUUGACGGCGAAUCGGAAGAUGACCAAGAUGAAGGCUUCAAGAGCCGAGACACCAUCGCUAGAUUGAAGGGCGAUUUAUUCGCUGAAGAAGAUGAGGAACCCGAAUCAGAUUUGACGACGUAUCAGAAGCGAAUGGCAUCCCUACAGGAGGAGAUCGCCCAACUCGAAGCUGAGAACGUUGCCAAGAAACAUUGGACGCUCAUGGGUGAAGCAACUUCACGUUCACGACCUCAGAAUGCACUUCUUGAGGAAGAUCUCGAAUUCGAACGCGUCAUGAAGUCUGUUCCCGUCAUUACCGAAGAGACCGUUCAAGGCCUCGAAGAGCGCAUUAAGGCUCGUAUACUGGAAAGUCGCUUUGACGAUGUUGUUCGCAAGAGAGCUGUCGAUGACAAGCCUUUCCUUCCCUCAAAGUUUUUCGAGUUGCAGGAUACGAAGUCCAAGCAGUCUCUGGCCGAGAUCUAUGAAGGCGAGUAUACUGCUGCUCAAACUGGUGGUGUCACUGGUGAAGACCGCGAUGGUAAGCUGGCGAAGGAACACAAGGAAAUUGAAAAGCUGUGGGAGAACAUUUGUUCCAAGUUGGAUGCCCUCUCCAAUGCACAUUUCACACCCAAAGCACCUAAAGCAAUUAUCUCUACCGUAUCCAACGUAUCCGCUGCGACUAUGGAGUCCGCCCUUCCUACCACUAUGGCUACCAACACCAUGCUGGCUCCUGAAGAAGUCUAUGCCCCGUCGCCCAAGGAUCUGGUGGCCCGCAGCGAGCUUACGCCAGCACAAAAGCGCGCACUGCAUAAUAAGCAGAAGAAGACCAAAAAGAAGGCUCGCCAGACUCUGGAGAACAGCGUUGACAAGUACUCGAAGGUCAAAGGCAUUAAGGGCAUUAAGAUGCAGAAAAAUGCUGCGUUAAAGAGCCUGGUCAAGACCGGCAAGGGUAUCACUGUCGUUGGCAAAAAGGGCCAAGAUUCGGGGUCCAAAGCGAAACGAAAAAGCACUUGAUGAGUAACUGUCGAGUGUCUUUCCUUGCUCUAUAUCGUGUAUAUCACUCUUGGUUUUGGCCUACCUUCCCCGCCUUGUAAGGUUGGGGGUUUAAUGCGGAUGCCGCAAGCGAGGUCCGUCUCACCUUCUCAGCUACGCAAGUUUUGUCUUCCUCGCCCGAACUCCUCUUGAUUUUCAAUUCGUGUGGUAAUGCUACCUUGAGGAAAUAAGCAGGAUGAAUUCAGGAUCGUUUGUUAGUCUCGCGAUACGGCUUGUGGGCUCAAACAUUGCCAAAGACCGAUUCACAUUCUCUAUUGGAGUAUUUGGUCGCAUACUUAGAUUAUGCCAAAAGCGACUGUGUACAUAGUGUGUACUGGUCGCGUCUUCUAACGUUUUAACGUUUUAACUUCAUCGAGCCCG